UUCAAUUAAGAUGAAAAGAAAAAGAUGAAUGGGAUUGAAAAAAAAAAACGUGAAGCACCUUCGGUAUUACUAAAGAAUGUCAAAAAAGAUUGUGUUUGCUUUCAAUAUUUUCAAGCAGUGAAACGACUUGAAUCCUUACAAAACUGCACGACCUACGAAAAAAAGCUUCACACUCAAUUUGUUAAAAAAUCUUUACAUGUUAUUUUUAAUGCUAUUUGUUUAGAUGCACAGUGGGAAAAAUACGUAGCGUACUUUAUCAAAUGUCAUUUUCAUCAAUGGCCCAUUCUAGAGCGAAUAGAACCUUUAUGGUGUGUAACGCAACUGAUAAAAAACCAGUUGGUUUCUUGUAAUCUUGAUACUAAGGAAAUAAAAAACAUGUGUAGUAAAAGUCGAGAACAACGUAAUGAAUUGAUUCAAUUGACGAUUCGUUACCUUCAGUCAUCAAAGCAAUGGACAUUUGAAUGGAAUUGGUCACGUUGGUUACUUUUGAUGCGUCUUUUACCUUUGUUAAAAAAUCUACAGAUUGUUCCUGACGCACACAUUAUUUUAUCUCUUCUUCAUUGUUCUAUAAAAGCUUCACUACCUAUAAAUAUUCAAGGAAUAUUAUUAAGCUGCCUUCUAGCCACAGCUUCUUUUCCCACAUCAUUUUCACAACAAGUUUCUAUGCUCUCUUGUCAUUCUUCAAGUGUGCCCCCUAAAAAAAUGUACCGUUUAUGGGAAGUUUUAAAUCAAACGCUUUUUUUAUCUUCGAGUGAUACACUUGAGGCGUUAAAUCUCAGCACGUUAUCUUCGGGAAUGAAGGGGAUUCAAGGAUCUAUUAAAAACAUUGCGUGUUUCUUAAACGAAACAACUUUUCCAUCCCACCAUUUUACAGACAUUUCAUUCUUAGGUUCUUUUGCUAAUCGUUUAAGUCAGUGCUUAUAUAAAAACCAAUUUACUUUUUCUCAGAUUGUUUCCUCCAAAUUUAUACCCACAUUAUAUAAAGCGUAUGAAUGGAUGUCUUUAUUAUCUGUUUUUCUUUUUGAAAAACCUUCUCAAUUGUUGAAACGAGCGUUUCAGUAUCAUAAAGGAAUUGACGGGAUACAUAAAAUACCACAUUUAAUUGCUAUUGAACAAGCUAUUUUAUGUUCACGAGAACGUCAUCGUCAUGGAGCUUGUUUAAUACAAUCUUCUUUAGAAAAUAACCACUUAAUUCAAAUUGUUUCCAAAGGAAGAAAUCAAGUAAUCAAAAAUGCCUCCUUGGUUCAUCGCGUUGGUGCUGUGCGCCACGCAGAAAUCGCUUGUCUUAUUAAGUCAACUCUAGUAGAUCUGAGACUUUCCACACCAUCCCUCUUGCCUUUUGAAAACCCUUCAAAGAUUCAUUCAAUUUAUAUAGUCGAACUCGAUGAUUAUGAUAUAGGAGAAGGUUGGCGUCUCUAAACAAUAUUAUUCGACACCUUAUGGGAUUCGCUAUGAAACGUUUCCCUUUUUGCCAAACGUUAAGUAUUAAAACCUUUGAAUCGACCUGAGUUUCUUAUCCUUUUUGUUUCUGUCAUAUAGAGCACCCACCUUGGAUUUCGUUUUUAAAACACGAAUCUUUUAGCACAUUAGUUUGGGAAUUUUCUUGUUCCUUUUAACAAAUUAAAAUACCUUGACACUCUUACCAUUUGGUUAUUUCAUAAUUAUAUCAUACGUUUAUAUAUGUUCACUAAUGUUUCAACACA
Hylaeus volcanicus is the source of this 1703-nucleotide messenger RNA. RefSeq lists its product as uncharacterized. Gene Ontology annotation, molecular function: catalytic activity. The transcript is spliced from 5 exons. NCBI's taxonomy places the organism in Eukaryota, Metazoa, Arthropoda, Insecta, Hymenoptera, Colletidae. The record is from RefSeq and is a predicted model, not a curated record. Bases 25 to 1419 code for a protein of 464 amino acids.